AUGAAUCGUUUCGAACAGAGGAAAAAGGAAGUAGUCAGGGACUGUUUAAAAGGGCUAGAAAGUGAAGACCACAAACUGACAGAGAAAAUGGAAGACAGUAAAAUUAAAAAGAAUAAUGAGAUCUUUAGAAAUUACCGAAGUACCUUCACAUCUUCAGCACAAACUUAUGAUCCUGAUGUGAAUCCUUUUGUGAGUGAUUCAGAAGAAGUACAAAAAUCUAGAUACUGGAUGAACAGAGAAUAAGCACAUGAUCUUUUUUUAGGAACAGAUUCAAAGGGAAUAGCUUGUUUUAUUAAACCCCCUGCAACUGUCCUGGAGAAUCUGAAGUGUAAUAUACUCAAUGACACUAGUUCCUUGGUGGUGGAUGAUUCUGAGGAGCUGGUCAGCAAUGUCAUCAGUAUUGAAUGUUAUGAAGAUGAAAAACUACUUUUCCCUAUCAACAUUGCAAUCCCAUUUUCAUCAUGCUUCAGAGAAAAUUAUCAGGAAAUUAUGGUGAAGGUGACUGAUACCAACUUCCAGUCAAGCUACUUAACUCCUAUUUCUUUGCAAAGAUACCAAGGAAACCAUAAGGAAAGUUUUGCAGAAGUAAAAAUUUAUCAUCCAUGUGUUUUUUCUGUGUUGUCAUGCUUAAAGAAGGAAACAUUUACUGUUCCAAAGGCAGGACUCUUACAGAAGCUGAACGUGGAUUCUAGAAUCUCUUUCUGUUACCAUCCAGAAACAUUCAGUUCUCCAGCACCUAUGCAGUUAAAGAUUCAGCCAAUUGAGCCAUCAUUGGUUUCAGCAUUGAAAGCAAGACAUAUGUAUCACUCAGUGAUACCUACUAGCACACUGGUUCAUGUGCAGCAUCCUUCAUCCCAACCUUUUAACAGCUCAGUCACUCUUUCUCUACCCUGUCCUCCAAACCCAGAAAAAAGACAAGGAGAUGAGACAGAACAUGCAACAGCCAUUAGUGCUACAGUAAAGAGGGUUGCUGCAGCAUACCAUCCUCACUUCAAAUCUUCUGUGAGAAGAAGUAGGGACAAUCUCAGUGAUACUUUGAAAUUAUUAGGUCAUGGAAACAAAGAGGGGUGGAAGCUGUUUGAUGAUGUUAUUAUCCAGAAUGCACAGAAUGAGCUUGUAACUUUUGAACUAAAUGAGCAUUUAGAAAGCUUUGGGGUCAUUUGCCUUGCAUUCCUUUUGGAAAACAGGUAUCUUCUCCUCUUUGCUCAGGCUGUGGAAGAAGUCUCCGUAGCUAAUGUGAUACUGUAUCAGAAAAGAGAAAACCCAUAUAAAAUAGUAGUUUUGCUGUCUGCAUCCAGAGAAUUGACCAAUGAACUUCAAAAUCUCCACGAGGAGGGUUAUUUUGGUCCCCCAGAAUCUAUACAGCAGUUCCCAUUAAGACAAGGAGAGCAGAUUCAUCUGAGAUUUAGAGAAAAUAUUUCUGCUUCAGAGAAUGGAGAAGACUUCAGGAAAGUCUCCAGACUGAUUUUUCAUUCACAAAAACAAAGGCUGGAGAUCCAAAUUAAAGUGGAUGAAUUUGGUAACCACAGUUCACCUCAUUACAAAGGAACAGCAGUAGUUUAUAAAAUUACCAGAGAGACGAUACCAAAGAAAUGGGAACAAUCCUUUCCAUAUGAUGAAUAUCAACACCAGUCUCCACUGUGAAAAUUAGCAAUAACAUUGCCAAAGGAUAAUCAUGAAAAAUUGAUCCACCAUCCACAAAGUACAAAACGAAUUUUUUCUGAUUCAUCAGAGGCCCUAUGGGACAAGUUGCUGUUCUGGCUUGCAGAAGAGCUUGCAGAAGAUAAUACAUCAUUGUUUGCUUUAUGUUUACCUGUUUGACGGAGCGUGCUUCAGCUUGUUAGGCUGAAGUGCCCUGAUAAUUUAACACACCAGAUCUAUGAGCUGCUUUGCUGCUGGAAAAAGACAUCUCGGAAGUCAGCUGAUAAACAGCAGCUCUUGUCUCGCUAUUUGCAGAAGAGUGGCAGAAGUGAUCUUUCAGAAGAACUUCAUUUUAAGUGGCAAAAUAAGGUGUUCACCUGA
Molecule: messenger RNA, 2022 nt
Organism: Serinus canaria (Common canary)
Lineage: Eukaryota; Metazoa; Chordata; Aves; Passeriformes; Fringillidae
Gene: DTHD1
Product: death domain containing 1
Biological process (GO): signal transduction
Molecular function (GO): protein binding
Source: RefSeq, a predicted model, not a curated record